AUGACUCCAUUCAACACAUUGCUCGAAGUGGUCAAACACUGCGACAAAUUUCCUUACACUAUUGACCCUCAAUCGACUGAAGAACAGCAUCACGCUACACCUGUUUAUUUAGGGCGCCACAAAAUAGGCAAUAUUCUUCCUCACGUUCUGCCUGCCUUGACAGAAUAUAACAAUAAAACUGAACCAGCACCUUUCGUCAUUAACAAAGACAGCAUCACAUUUGCCUCGUGGGUGACUACAGCAGAAUUAAGAACCACGGUUAUGAAGCAGCUGAUGGAUACCUGGCGAGCCAACAAAACUUUCAAAGUGCUUGCUGGUUGGCGUAACGAAUUAUAUCCUGUCUAUGGCGAUUCGGAACAAGAAGGCAACAUUGCUUUUGUAAUGGAACGAGCAGCAACACCGUUGUUUGGUAUUUCAACCUUUGGUGUCCAUAUCAAUGCUUUCACAAGGGACGAGAAUGGCCACAUUUUAAUGUGGGUUGCAAGAAGAGCAAAGACAAAGCAGACAUGGCCUGGUCUAUUGGACAACUGCGUAGCAGGAGGUAUAUCCUACUCUUACUCCGUUAAAGAUACCAUGAUAAAAGAAUGUGACGAAGAAGCUAGUAUUCCUGCAGCAUUGGCAUCCAAGGCCCAUAGUGUAGAUGUGAUUAGUUAUUAUACCUAUACAGAUGGAGGUUUACAGCCCGAAACCCAGUAUAUCUACGACUUGGAAUUACCCAAAGAUUUUACACCUACACCCUGUGAUGGUGAAGUAGGCUGCUUUUAUCUGUGGCCAUUGGAAAAGGUAAAAGAAACCAUUUUGAAGAAUGAAUGGAAACCCAACUGUGCACUUGUGGCCAUCAACUUUAUGAUGAGACAUUCCUUUAUUACACCCGAUGAUGAGCCAGAUUAUAUCCACAUUUCUUAUCGACUCCACAGACGAUUGGAAUUUCCUACAGUCCGUAAAGGGCAUUCAUCAUGA
This is a messenger RNA of Mycotypha africana, 960 nucleotides long. Its product is annotated as NUDIX hydrolase domain-like protein. NCBI's taxonomy places the organism in Eukaryota, Fungi, Mucoromycota, Mucoromycetes, Mucorales, Mycotyphaceae. The transcript is spliced from 3 exons. The record is from RefSeq and is a predicted model, not a curated record. Gene Ontology annotation, molecular function: 8-oxo-dGDP phosphatase activity. The coding region runs from base 1 to 960 and encodes 319 amino acids.